AUGUACCAGUCGCAGCAGCGCGGAGUUGACGAUGGAAAGGAAUCAUCCGCUGUGUCACCGCAAAUACCAGCCGCUGAAGAUAUCGGCGCAGAGAUAAGCGAGAGCCUUCCGAGCAAGGAGGUUGCCUACGUAUUGCUGCGACAUGCUUUGGAAGAUGCAUGUGCAUUGCAAAAAUUUGUCCACGAGCCAUCCUUCUAUAUGAUGGUUGAACUGAUAUACAGCACUCCACCUGAAGUUCUUCGGCAGAAGUACCCCCAUUCACUCGCUCUACUCUUUGCGGCACUGGCGCUGGGAAGCCAUUUCUCGAGAGGGUUAUCGCCCAGUGGCAGUCUUUCCCAGGACUCAUUCACAGCUAAUUUCAUUGGAGGGCCAAAUUAUCUAAGGUUGGCAUUAAGGCUAUUCGACCCUGUCGAAGAUCACAGCAUCAUUUCGCUACAGUCACUAUGUUUUAUCGCGAUUUUCUUUCAGUCAUCGGGCCAAUUAGAGCAGUGCCACACCUACACAGGCCUCGCACUUCGGUCAGCAGUGGCUCUAGGAUUGCAUCGACCUGAAAUCGAUGCUCAUGACCUUGUCAAACGCGAAACACAAAAGCGUGUCUUUUGGACCAUCUGGCGACUAGAUAUAUACAGCAACUCGUUUUUGGAUAUCCCAUCAUUGCUCAGUAUCAACGACGUUUACCAACCCUAUGCAGAGCCGAUCAUGGAGGAUUAUGGUAGAGGAGAGAGUGACGCAGAUCCCGGAAAAGAUACAAACGCCGUAACGACUGGAAUCAAUAUGCAUAUCGCCCUGACUGCAAUCAUGCCAGCGGUGAUGAGGCAUCGCAAAGUCUUCCAGAGCUUGACGGCGGGAUCUGCGAGUGAUGUAGAAGGCCUGAUACAAAGAUCUGGUAUGCGUUCGAUUGAAACAAAACUCAAAGAAUGGUUUCAAACUCUUCCAAGCGAGCUGCGACCUGGGUCUCAGAGAUCUCUUCAGACUGAACGUAUUCGACAGCUUUUACGCAUCGCGUAUGCGUACGUGCAGAUGGCCCUCUAUGAACCGCUGCUAGAGCUGGCUCCUCGAAAUGCUGAGUGCGACAUCGAUCCCUCGGUUCUUUCAUACCUCAAGUUAUAUUUCACCGUGACACGCAACCUUGUCAGCACAGGCUACUCAAUUCACAGAAUGAAUGUGAUGAACUACUCCGCCCGCGCUACCAUGGUAUCCACCACCUACGCAGCCAUCAUGUCACUUACUGUCUUCAUGCUUAAGAUACCCGCUCCCUCCGCAACCAAGGGCGUUGUCCUCCAAGAAGCUUUUGAGGGUAAGACCAUAAUUGAAGAACUAGCUCCAAGGAGCUCAUUGGCCACUGAGUUCCUGCAGAAGUUGAAUGUUACAAUGAGCCAGUUCCAGAACAUGAUACGACCUCCUCUUAAUAUACAAUCUCCGUGGCCAAGUUAUACUCCCAACAUGGCGGUCAUUAGAGAACCAGGAUGGAGUGACGAGCUACAACCAAGGAAAUCGUGCACCGAGCCUGCUCCUGUGUUCUCAUUUCCUAGGCAAGGUCCUUCUAUGUAUGAGCCCAACCUGAGCUUGGAUCUAAUCCAGGAUCCCUGCAUCUCUGAACAAUCGCUGCCUGUGUUUAUGUUGCCGCUGUGGCAAAACCUGGAGGACUUCGAUCCAAUGGCUAUAAUUGGCUACCCCCUGACGGACGUUGAUGCGCAGCCAUAG
Messenger RNA from Aspergillus aculeatus ATCC 16872, 1704 nucleotides. RefSeq names its product fungal specific transcription factor domain-containing protein. Gene Ontology annotation, cellular component: nucleus. Lineage: Eukaryota; Fungi; Ascomycota; Eurotiomycetes; Eurotiales; Aspergillaceae. Gene Ontology annotation, molecular function: sequence-specific DNA binding; zinc ion binding. The transcript is spliced from 5 exons. The record is from RefSeq and is a predicted model, not a curated record. The coding region runs from base 1 to 1704 and encodes 567 amino acids. Gene Ontology annotation, biological process: DNA-templated transcription; positive regulation of transcription by RNA polymerase II.